AUGUAUACCGUCCCGGGCAACAUUCCUGGUCCGAGCAACGCUCUCCAGAUUCAGAUUCCCUGUAUUGUCUUCUUCAUCGUCACGCCCAUCUUCCUGGGUAUUCGGAUAUGGUCGCGCUUCCAGCGAGGGCACCAUAUCGGUGCUGACGACUGGGCCAUCGCAGCUUCGUUCGUCUCUGCUGAGCUGGUCUCGGCACUCAUGAUGGUGUCGUGUGCAUAUGGGUUCGGCCAGCACAUCAAGAACCUCUCCACUGACAACAAAUUGAUGACAUUGAAGGUCUUCUACAUCGCCCAGAUCUUCUACAAACUCACCAUCAACAUGACCAAAGCCUCCAUCCUGCUGCUGUAUCUUCGCAUCUUUGUGCAGAAAUGGUUCCGCGUCUGUUGCUACAUUCUCUUGGGCGUUGUCGUCGCCUACAUGAUCGCCGCUGUCUGCGCUGCCAUCUGGCAAUGUACCCCGGUCGUGAGGGCAUGGGACAAGCGCGUCCCCGGCACCUGUAUCAGCAUCACUCAGAACUGGUAUGCCAACGCCGGCUACUCGAUCGCCACGGAUGUCCUCAUCCUGAUCUUGCCGCUGCAACCGCUCUACACCUCUGCCCUGCCCAGAGUCCAGAAGAUCGCCCUGAUGGCCGUCUUUCUUCUGGGUGGCUUCGUCACUAUCACGAGUAUCUUCCGCAUGCAAACUAUCGACUUUUCCACAACUAGCCCUGACACAACCUACGACGUUGCCUCCACGAUCUGGACGAUCAUCGAAGAACACCUCGGCAUUAUUUGCGCGUGCAUGCCCAUGUGCCGCCUGCCCCUGACCUACAUCUUCCCGCGCUUCUUCGGCACCAACGCCAAGAACUCGGUGGCCUCCAACUCGCACGGCCGCACGAUCGGCGGGGGGGUCAUGAGCGGCACCGGCAACCGCUCCUUUCGCCACGCGGGCACGAGCCGCAACGACUGGGUCCCCGAGGAGAAGGAGCGAGGCAUCUGCCUGACCACCGUCAACGGCCGGGGGAGCAGCAAGCCCGUGGGCAGCGACGACACGAGCGAGGAGUACAUCCUGUCCACGCCGGCACAGGAGAACCUGCACCGCAAGGGCUCCUCCUCCCACGAGCUCUCGGGCGGCAGGUCGACGCCCGAUGUCGAGACGGGAUACCGGGGGAUCCACAAAGUCACACAGUACGAAGUCACCUACGACGACCGACGAUAG
Messenger RNA from Thyridium curvatum, 1197 nucleotides. RefSeq lists its product as uncharacterized. Lineage: Eukaryota; Fungi; Ascomycota; Sordariomycetes; Thyridiales; Thyridiaceae. The transcript has 5 exons. The coding region runs from base 1 to 1197 and encodes 398 amino acids. The record is from RefSeq and is a predicted model, not a curated record.